Messenger RNA from Pneumocystis murina B123, 1796 nucleotides. RefSeq lists its product as hypothetical. Bases 492 to 1796 code for a protein of 434 amino acids. NCBI's taxonomy places the organism in Eukaryota, Fungi, Ascomycota, Pneumocystomycetes, Pneumocystales, Pneumocystaceae. The record is from RefSeq and is a predicted model, not a curated record. The transcript is spliced from 4 exons.
AUAUGAUAAUAUCACAUUAAGUGAGUUAAAGAACAUGUGCCGAGCUUUAUGUCUUCCUAUUAAGGGAAAAAAGGCAGCAUUAAUAAAGGUAAUUUAUUGGAUUUUAUAUAUUAAAUAAAACUGUACGAUCAAUUCUCCAGUUUUGCUAAUAAAAAAAGAGAAUAAAAGCUAAAAAGGCUGAAAAUUCUAAUGAAGAGGACAUAGAAUCAGUAAAACCUGUAAAAGAAUCUUUAAAGGUUGAAAAAGAACAAUUAGAUGUGGCAAAUAAUACAACUUUAGAGAUAGAAAAUAUUCAUAGAGCUUCAAAAAUAACUUUAGUGAAAGAAAAGUUAGAAAAUGUUCCUAAAGAUUUUAAAAAAAAGACGAAUACUGAUUCUAAAUUCUUGUCAAAGACGUCUAUAAUUGAUAAAAUAAAUAGAUAUGAUACGCCAUAUGUUAAACCAGUUAUUUCUAAAAAAUUAAAAAAAGUUAAAAUAAAAUUUAUUAAGAAAAUGGAUGCUAUUGUUAAAGAUACUCAGGAAUCUGUCUUGACUCAACAAAUAAUGCACACAGUUCAUGAUUCUGAUAUUUUAGCUCUAAGUAUUGGGAAACCUCCUCCGCUUGCUCUUCGUGGUAAAAUAAAUAUAUAUUCCCCCAUAUUUGCUCGCCUUGCUUUUUCUUUACCGUCUUCUGAGAGGUACGGGUUUCUUUGUACUUUAGCACUUGUUUCCAAACUUUGGAAUUUUUCUGUUAAAUUUGCAUGGUAUCACCUUAUAUUAUUGGAAUUCCCUGGAAAACGUACUGAAACAUGGAUAUCUUCUCUUGAUCCUACUAUACAGACUUUUCGUUUAUGGUAUAUUCAUAGACAAAAAGAAAAACAACAUGUUCUGGAACUUUUUAAGAAAAGCUGGAUAGAAAGAUUAUUUAGGAUAUAUGGACAAACAUUUUCAUAUAAUUUUCCAACUUCUCAAAAGGAAUUAUGGUUUUUCGGCAUUUGCUACGGUUUAUUAUCUGAUCCUGAUGAAAGAGGUCAAUGGGAAGUUUCUCUUCGUUUUUGGAUCUCUCAUUUUAUUUUAAGAUUAAUGAGUGGAGAGUCUUGGGAAUCUUGGCCUAUAUUUUUUAGUCAAAUGCAUGAUAAUAUAAUUAUUGAUGCGAAAAGGAUUGGGAAUAGCGACAUUUGGAGAAUUGAAUGUUCUGGUAACAAGGCAUGGUAUAUUUCUGGUCAAUCCGGUGAAGCAAUUGGUUGGGAUUUUUCUUCGGGCUUUCGUUCUGUAAUCAAUAUGGAAAAUAUUACAUGGAAAGACUUGCGUUUUGAUUGGAAAAAAUAUAUUUCUACAAUUAUUAAUGAAUCAUUUCCCUCUGAAUUGUUUGACCGUAUUUUUUUCCAUGGAGAUUCUAGUUUAUAUCCUCACGGCAUUCAUAAAAGUAUAAAAGAUCCUUUACGGUUUUCCUUAGCAAAAAGAUUUGUUUUAUCGCAUGUGAUUAGUUAUGGUAUAUCUGGAUCAUACGAAUCUCGCCCAUUUUCUUAUUGUUCAAAUUCAAAAUUUAUUCUUGAUUUAGAAAAAACUUAUUCUGUUGAAAGCGUUCGUUUAUCUGGUGAAACAGCUGUUUACAAUCAGGUUUUAUGCCAAGGCCUUUCUUAUAUUCAAACUACUGAAGUAGGAAUGUUUGUUCUUGAUGAAAUUGGUCUAGAAGUAGGUGAUGAUGUUUGCGGUGUUCGUGAUAUUUGGGCACUUCUUUUAGGAUGUAAUACAUGGGGCAAUGCACAUGAUUCUAUCACCGCUGAAAAGAUGAUCCUCACUUUAUUUCAAACCUGA